Messenger RNA from Drosophila biarmipes, 1038 nucleotides. RefSeq lists its product as uncharacterized. The transcript has 3 exons. Lineage: Eukaryota; Metazoa; Arthropoda; Insecta; Diptera; Drosophilidae. Gene Ontology annotation, molecular function: protein binding. The record is from RefSeq and is a predicted model, not a curated record. Bases 13 to 990 code for a protein of 325 amino acids.
CUUAGUUAGAAAAUGGUAAACCAAAGUAUUUUAAAUUUAAAUGAUGAUUGUCUUCGCCACAUACUGAAAUAUGUAAGGGUCAAAGACAUCGUAAGUCUAGCAGAAACCUGUACGAGGUUUCGACGGAUUAUUUUGGAUAGAUCGCCUGCACUUUUUCCAGUAUUUCAUAGAAAUUAUCCAGAUGCCAGCAAGCCAGUAUUAUAUUACUCAUCGGUUGGCAUUAAGCUUUUGAAAAUCGUUGAGAAUAAUGUGAAAACUUUGGGAGUUAUACAAGGAUACACCUACGAUAAGGAAGAUCUUGGCAACACCGUCAAAGAUUUUCGAGUUCUUACAAAGGCAAAAAACAAGAUCGAUUUACGGCAUUGCCUAGGAGAAAUACCCAAACUUGUGGAUAUGUUUCGAUUUUCUUCUCAUGCUUGUGACUAUCUGAGCAUAAACGUUCCGACAUGUAUUUGUUAUCUUCAGGAAUUUUUCCAACUUAUUCCCGAUUUAAAGGAACUUCGACUCUCAGGUUUUGCCAAAUGCUCCGAUUGCGUUAAAACUAUUUUGAAAUCCUUUCCAAAGUUGGAGGAACUGUGGAUCCGGGGAGCAUGCCUCAAACUUCGAUCGGACUACGAGUUGAUAUCACAGAUCAGUUCAUUAACUAAACUCUCGCUGAACGUUGGUGGGCCGAAUUGCCUGGCACCUUUGGCGAAUUUAACAGAACUUCGAUCUCUGUACGUGGAGAGUAUCUUUAGCUACAUAUCGCCAGCAGAAAUAAUAGAAAUCAUACAGAAUUGCAAAAAGUUGGAGUUUCUGUACUGUUACUAUAUAAAUCAUGGACAACAACCUCAGGAUUCCAUUGGAAAUCUAUUCAGGAGAAUCAAAUCGCUUCGAGAUCCCAGCCUACAAAGCCCUCUCAAGCUGCAUACAUAUUUGGAUCCACCUUUGUCUGAAGAAAAUGAAAAGCUCAUCGACAAUGCCUAUUUUGAAUAUCGCCGACAGCCCUAGGAUAUGAUAUUAUUUUUGCCAACCCUCAAAAAAAGAUCAACUGUGAAG